Zootoca vivipara (common lizard) is the source of this 7170-nucleotide messenger RNA. The record is from RefSeq and is a predicted model, not a curated record. Lineage: Eukaryota; Metazoa; Chordata; Lepidosauria; Squamata; Lacertidae.
CACAAAUAACCCAGAGAUGCAUUUUGAAUAAAAGCACACAUUCUACUCAUGCAUUUUAAACACCUGGGAUUCCAGUACUCUGGUGUGUCUCCUUGGGAAGCAAAUUCCAUCAAAAUUCCUGGGGCCUGUUAUUUCCAGGGAAAUGCGUUUAAGGUGCAGAUCUGACAUUCUUAACCACUGAAAUUAAAGGAUGUAAUUGGAUUAUGUGGUGGCAGCCAUUCAUCCAAGCCUUCCUUCCAGACUGUGGAAGGCAGCGGAAGGGAAGUAUUUUGAUGCAUUUGCAGUUAUGUUUUAGUGGUGUCAAAGCUUUGCAUCUGAUUCCUGAGACCACAUGAAACAGGCCACUCUUUCCGAAAAGCCCAGACCUUUGGCAGCUGCCUCUCCCCCCCCCCCACCUCUCUAUCUCUUUCCUCCCAUGUUCUCCUGCCGAAGUGACAUCUUUUAAGUGUGCAAGUUCCUUGACUAGCCCUGAUUAAAGCAGCACGCAAACAGAUGCUUUAAUCCCUCUAUAGUGCUAAGUCUGUGCAAGCAUAAACAAAUCAUGAGAGCUUUUCAAGAGGGUGCUGGUGCCCCAAGGAAGCCAUUUGUCUCCAGUGCUCAUUUCUUAGAGGUUGUUUGUGGAAAUUGGAGGGUUUCCCCACCCAGUUCCUCAGAGCUUGUUCUGAUGAAAAAGGCAUACUUCCUGUUCUUCACAACCCGGUAUUGCUGAUUUAAAGGCUGAGACCCUCUAACAUGUCUGAAAGGUUAAAUCUUUGAUCCAUUAGCUAAUUUGUUAAAGGGCUGAAUGAUGUCUUUUAAAUUCUCUGAUAAGUCACUGGUACAGAACCUAAUCCCAGCAAAGAUGAGCAGUAGGACAUUGCCAACACGAAUGAAGCAUCAGAUGCUUCUGAAUGGUUAGGAGAAUCUGACACUAUUGCAGAUUUCUUUUAAAAUACAUUUUACAUAGAAGAAAAAAUGGAAUACUCUCUCUCUCUCUCUGUCUCUCUCACACACAAAAUGCUCUGUAUAUCCUCUUGAGAGAAUAUGUAUUUUUGUACACGUAUAUAGCAUUCCAUUCUUUGCAUAUAUAUAUAUAUCAAUGGAAAUUUAAAAGGGCAGAUUUAUAUAUUAAGUUAAGGGUUUGUUUAUUUAUUAAGCUCACUGUGUGGAGGCCAGUUUAAUCACUCAUUGUGGAAAUGAUGUGCUUAGCCAUUAAUGUGUAGUAGCUCUUUGCUUAAGUUGAGGUGGGUUUGGGGUUUUGUCUUUUUUGGGGGGUGGGGAGUGUUGCUGAUAAAGUUCGGUUUUACAGAGAUGAAGGGCAUUUCCAGAUGGGAUGUUAAUAUGCACAAAAAUUGGUUAUUAUUCCACACUUUCUAGUGCAAUAAUGCUGUUAGUUUUAUAACCACUAAAAGUAUGAUAAGGAGAAAGUGAUAAGAAAAGUGAUGGGAAAUUGCACUGGGAAGUGUUGCAUAACAAUCACUGGGGGUAAUGGGUUACCUGCACAUGAAUGUAUGCAAAAUAAGCAGCCGAUGUCAUAUAACUGCCACAUAUGUUUUGUGCACCCAUAUCAGCAUGUGUGCUCAAUAAACAAUCACUCUGGAAGCUCCCGAUGUAAGAUUUGGUAACGACACGGUGAAAACCAUCCUGUUGCUGUGCAAUCCUAUGCAUGUUUACUCAAAGUUCCACUACAAUGAAUUAUUCUCUAGUAAUUAUGACUAAGGUUGCAGCUUUAGAAUAGUAAGUCUAAAUGUAUGAUAUGUGGAGCAAUUUGGAUUGGCCUCCUGUAGUGACUGUGAUGAAUAAAUUGACCCUCACCUGCUAAAUGCCUCACAUCUCUAUAAAGCAGACAAAAGUUUCUUUAGUUUCCGUCCUCCCUCAUCUCAUUUUUUUUUACAUCAAGUGUUCAGAAUACUGUUAGGUUUGAUUUGAAUUUUGCAGACUUUUUUAUAUAUAUAUUUGCACCUCGAUAGAUAUGUCAGUUCUAGAGACACAAGGCAAGCUGUGGUGAGAGUGUUUGUUCUCCAGGGCAAGCUAAUGAUCUGCCAAAUACAAGUGGCUCUCCAUCAUGCAAUGAGGGAAGGGCAUUCACUGCCCCUGCGGCUAGCCUAGCUCCUAGGAACUGAGACAUUAACAGGGGGAACAGGCUGGACUUCAUUUAUGUCAGAGGUGUCAAGAUUAAGUUGGAUUAUUUAUAGCUGCAGGCAGACCUGUUAAGUACAUUAGGCCACAGUUUCCUAGACAGUUUUUCAUUUUGAGCCCCAUCCACUCAUCACUUUCAUUAAAAUGGGCCAAGUCUCAAGAGGAUCAAUUUCAUCCCCACACGAAACGGUCCGGUGGUUUGCUUCUUUCGUUUCAAACUAUAUUUUUAAAGACUUUGAUUGAGCAAGAAUUUCACUCCAGUGGAUCUCAGUCUGGCUGUGCCUGGCAAAGCAAGCAGAUCUGUUGCAUAUAAUACAAUUCCUGCCUACCUUUUCAUGUAAAUGUGAUCACAGAUAAUUCAUUUUCUUUAACUCCCUUUCCUCCUUUAAGCUAAUGGAGCAGCACAUAUCCAUGUGGACCACGUUUUCCAGAUCUGCAGCAUUUUUUUUGUAACUCUGAGUUGUUUCCUGUGAACUCUAGAAUGGAAAGUAUUGCAAAAGGCUCCUCUUCUUUCAACCCUAAAUAACAUGGGUAGCAGAGAAGCAUUUACUCUAAAAUCUUAAUAAGCAGCACAGUUAAAAUAGCUUGAUACAUUUUCAUCUUUUUGAUAAUGUAGUAACAUUAGCAACUGUGUCUGCUGAGUUAUGAAGUUGUUAACGUGGGGGGGGGAGAGAGAGGAUGGAGAAGGGGAAAUGGUCAUUUGACCAAACUCCAGGUUAAUUGGCUUAGUUUUAGUAAGAUAAUAAGAAAACUGCAUUCCAGUAAUAGGGCUAAUCUACACUGCUGUUGUAACAAGGAUGACUCCUUUUUUUGGCAUGUGAUAGAGAUCUGAACCUUCCCUCUUUAGCAGCAGAGCGGAAGGUAUCUCAACAAAUGAAAAGUUUGGAGUUAUUUGUGGCAGAAGUUAGAGGUCCCUUUCUGAAAGAUGCACUCUCUCCCAGUUUUACAGUUGCGGCUGCAGCAGCGAAGAAGCCGAGAGCAGCUCGCCAACCAGGGAAUCAUGCCACCGCUGAAAAACCCCUCUCCCUUCCAUGAGCAAAAGAAGAGCUUGGAGAGAGCCAAGACUGAAGAUUAUUUAAAGCACAAGACCCGAAACAGACCUGAGCGCUCAGAACUGGUUGAUAUGCACAUUUUACAGGAUUCAGCCACAGAAGGGUCCGUUCAGGCUACUCAGAUGAAACUGAAAAGAGCCCGUCUUGCAGACAAUCUAAAUGAGAAAAUUGCUCUUAGGCCAGGUCCUCUGGAGCUGGUGGAGAAGAAUAUCAUUCCUGUUGACUCAGCUGUGAAAGAAGCCAUCAAAGGUACCCAAGCAAACUUCUCGAAAUCCUCAGAUGCUUUUGCUUUUGAAGAAGAUAGUAGUAAUGAUGGGCUGUCCCCAGAGCAGGGAAGAAGCGAGGAUUCCCAGGGCUCCACAGAAUCAGCAGCCGGAAUCAAAAUUUCAGAAGCAACAUUACCCACAAUGUCAGGGACAACUCAGGAUCAUUCCCGUGGCUCUGAAAAUGAUACGGCUGAUGUGACAUCUCUGAGGAACGGCCAGCCAGAAAGUCCUAAACAACAGAAUGGGCAACAAACACCUCCUGGCACUGUUACCACAUCUGCAAAGUCCAAACCAUCGAGCGAUAGCAAGAAUCGCCACAAAAAGCCCAAGGAGAUGAAGCCCAAAGUGAAGAAGCUUAAGUACCACCAGUACAUUCCCCCAGACCAGAAGGCGGAGAAGUCCCCUCCGCCCAUGGACUCGGCCUAUGCAAGGCUCCUGCAGCAGCAGCAGCUCUUCCUGCAGCUCCAGAUCCUCAGCCAGCAGCAGCAGCACCGGCACCAGCAACACUUCAACUAUCCUGGGCCCCAUUCCAUGCAGCUGAAGCAACCCAAUGAGCAAAUGGCAAAAACCUCAAACUCUUCCCCAUCAACAGUUGCCAACAGCCCUCUUUCCCCUGGGAAGGGAAGUUUUUCGGGGCAAUCCUGCAUUUCGUCUCUGAAGCCAGGUCCUCUCCCAUCCAACCUGGAUGAUUUAAAAGUGUCGGAGCUGAGGCAGCAGCUCCGAAUAAGGGGCCUCCCUGUAUCAGGUACGAAAACAGCCUUGAUGGAACGCCUGCGGCCCUUCCAAGAGUGCAGCGGGGGUUCCUUGCCCAGCUUCAAUGAGAUAACCACCGUCACCUUCCCAGUGACACCAACCAACUCUCUCUCCAGCUACCAGUCGCAGUCUUCGACCAGCCUGCUGUCCAAUGGCUUUUACCAUUUUGGCAGCACCAGCUCUACUCCACCCAUCUCCCCAGCUUCCUCAGACCUAUCGGUGAAUGGCUCCUUGCCAGAUAGUUUCAAUGAAGGACCAAUGUCUUCCCCACAUUUUGUCUUGCACCCUUCCCCUGUGCAAGGUGGGUGUGAAGAAAGCCUGAUGGGAAGCGUGAAUGGAGCUGGCAUCCAGCUCGACGUUGAAAGGGUUGACACAGAGAAAGACAAGAUGCUGGUGGAAAAGCAGAAGGUCAUCAAUGAGCUGACCUGGAAACUGCAGCAAGAGCAGAGGCAAGUGGAAGAGCUGAGGAUGCAGCUGCAGAAGCGCAAAAGGAGCCACGGGUUGGACGAGAAGCAGCCCUCUCCACAUUUCUUCGGCUUUCCGAUCAAGCAAGAAAACCCAGCGUCCAGCUGUCCCUUUGCCUCUAAGCAAGCUCCCUUGAAAGGCCAGGCGAGCAACUCGGACACACUGAGAAACUGUGGGACACCUCAGCUGCCCCGUCUUGUAAAUAGCCAUUGCAUGGAAUCGUCAGGACAGAGCAGCAUACUGUCCUCCACAUUCCUAAGCCCACAGUGCUCUCCCCAGCAUUCUCCACUAGAGGCAGCAAAGAGUCCACAACACAUCAGCCUUCCACCCUCACCAAACAGCCAUUACCUUCUCUCUGUGUCCCCCAGCACUCAGGGAGAAGGACGCAGCAGCUCUCCACAGCCCAGCAGCCAUCUUCGCACAGCUCCGGUGCCAGCACAAGGUAGUCAGAAGUAUCCCAUUCUGUCUCCUGGCUUUUGCAAGUCAAAUGCUGCCCUCCCAGAUGGAAAACAGCCACCACCCUACGCUGAUGCUGUGAAACAGCAGAUGACCCGAAGCCAGCAAAUGGAUGAACUGUUGGAUGUGCUUAUUGAAACUGGAGAAAUGCCUGCAAAUGCCAAAGAGGACCGCCCUUGCCUUCAGAAGGUGCCUCAGAUAACAGUGUCUUCAGGGACCUCCGGCAGUUCCUCGCUACUGAAGACAUCUGCUUCAUUUGAGCAAGGCCCCUCAGGUCAGCUGUCUUUUGAACACUGCCCUAGCAGCAACGACAGUCAUCUGGAAAUCUUGUUAAAUUCCCACAGCCCUCUGGGGAGGUCGAGUGAAAUCACCCUACUGAAAGUGGGUGAAGAACCACACUUUGAAGGGGUGAUGGAAGGAUUUUCCAACAAAGCUGCCGAUGAACUGCUCACACCCCACGAGAUCCUGCCCACUCCCCUGUCGCCCAUGGAGACCCAGCUGUCUCCCUCUUCUGGAGAAGGAACUGGUUUGCACAUGAGCUUCACAGAAUCUCCUUGGGAAACAAUGGAAUGGCUGGACCUCACUCCGCCUAGCUCAGCCAACGGUUUUGGUUCCCUCACUACCACUGGGCCCAGCAUCUUCAACAUUGAUUUCUUAGAUGUUAGUGAUCUCAACUUGAACAGUACCAUGGACCUGCAUUUACAACAGUGGUGAACAGAAUAAGCCUUAUGUGUGGGGAUGCAGCUAAACACACACGGAUUUCCAUUAAAGAGACUCAGAUACUUUUAUCAGAGAGCUCUGGUGACAGCCAGGGAGAAGAAACUGGAGUCGGUUUUCCCAGGACAUUCCCCUCCCCUAUUACAAAUGAAAUUGCCAGAUAAUCUCCCACACACCACAAAGCAAAUCUCUGGCGCAGGAGUCUCCUCCUCAGCAAGCACAGCUAACUUUAGUAGCUUCCAGACCUCUUCCAAGGAAGACUCAUUCUGCAGUAGAAUUAUGUUUGGUAUGCACAUCCAUUUCAUCCCUAACAUAUCUAUCAUCCAGAUCAGGUUCUGCUAUAUUGUCUAUUACCUACUGUGGGGGAAAAAUUGGUUCACUUACAGCUUCCACACACUGCAUGGCACCCACUGCCCUUCCUCCUGAUUAUAUACCUGAAGACUUUUUUAAAAAGUCAGCUCACUAAGAAGCCAUUGUCAGACCAGUAACCUCCAAGCCAUCCUUUUACUAAACACUUCUCUCUCUGCUCUGUCUUACCAAUUUUAAAGGCACUUGAAUUAGAAGUAAAGCAAUCUGACUUGUUUAUGUGGUGGGCACUCAGCUUGGAAAGAACACAGAGUAAUAUAAAAAGCAAGUACAAAAAAGAAGGAUUUUUAAUUGACUAGAAGUUUGGGGUGACUUCUAUCAAUUUUCUGUUUAAGGGUACAUUCCUCCUUUCAUAAGUACUUUGCUCAUUUCUUAAAUAAAAAAUAUAAACAUAUCUAUAAUUUGAUAUAGCUAAAUCUAUAGCAUUUCAACACACACUAUUAAAAUCAACCAUAUUCUUAUAUAUAUUAUCUGUGAGUGUAUCAGAUCAUCAUGAAUAAAUUUACAGCAAGCAAAAAAGUAAUCGUAACUUAUAAAAAUGGAAAGGAUUACCAAUUUUAAUUCUGUUUCAAAUUCCAAAAACACUUUGAAGGACUCACAUUCCUCCUCAAAUCUCUUUGCACAUACCAAAUAAUUUAUUCAGUUUAAUAAACAGUCUUGAAUAAAUUGAUAAUAUUGAAUAGUAUGUUGCCCAGAGCCAAUUUGAAACAGUGACAAAGUUUAUUCAGCACAACAAGUGAAGGUUGCAAAGCUACAACUAAGUCUACCACGGUGGAAGAAACUGGGCAACUUACCCCUUGUAGCCUGAACCUAUGGCCUUUGCCUGUCCUUAAAUUCAGAUAUUGCCAUAUCUAAGUCCAUCAGUGACAGUACAGAAUGCAGUCUGGGUUUUCUCUGCAUGUCGCAACAGAUUUGUAUGCAGUAUCAUACAUGACCACCAAGCUGCUGCUAGAAUGUUCACACCUGUUACUGCACAG